AUGGGGAAUGGCGAAGGAGUGGCAAGGUUGGUGGUGUUGUGGUACAGGGCGACUAAGAUAGUUGUGAUGGAGUCCCAUCGAUGGAGAUGUCAAAAACGGGAGGCAAGAAGGGGAACCCAUUUGACGAUCGUCAUCAUUCCAAGUUUAGUCACAAGUGAAGAGCAAUUUCAUUUUGGGUUCGGGUCAAGUGCCAAGCUGUUGGAGAUGGCGGUUUACUGAACCUCCAAAUCCAAGAGUCGCAUCUCAUAGAAUCAACAAUAAUCAUCAAGAAAUUAGGAAGAAAAUCUCCUUUAAAUUUGAAUCGGAUAGCCUAUCGAUUUCGUAUACACAUCCAAUCAAUCCUACGUGUUCUUCCUCUGCUGCUUCGCCUUCUCCGUCUCCCCCCUCUAAUCUCUCUUUUUUAGUUUUCGAUCAUACAUUCAUAUGCACCCCGAUUUUGAUUUUUUUUGGAGUUUUUUUGUUGGUUGAACAGAUGCUAAGAGACAUCACCAUGAUCUUCUUCAUUUUCUAAUCAAGUAUCUCCAUCUCUUUUGCUCUAAAUCCUAAUCCCCACAUACUUUGUAAUUACCCAGGUGCCAAACUCAUCUUUUUAUUACUUUACUGUCUUUUGUUCUAUGAAGUCUUUUUGUGUGUAUAAUAAGUCACAUGUUUAACAAAGUUAAUGAUUUUACUCCAACCCUAACUAGACAGACAACUAUCUUUUGGAUUUUAGUUAUCGUAUGGAUUUCUAGAUGCCCCCUUACAGGAAACCGAAAAUGAAAUCACGAUUUGAGUGGUGAAGAUUUCAAGAAAAUGGCUUGGGAGUAUGCAAAUUUGAUGCGACUAGGCAGCUGAAGGUGUUGGUUCAGAUGAGGAAACACAUGCAUAUAGCAAAAGUGUUGUCGAAAAAUGGAACAUUAAGUAGAAAGUGAUACACUAAUACUUGGGAGUUGAAAGAAUUUAUAUUAACCCAACCCGAGGCAUACGAGAUUAAGAUUGGAGAUCAACUUUUUCGAAGACUAGGAGAUCCUUCGUUUGAUGAUGUUUUUGCCGAUGACUGCAACGAAAAACAUAAUAAUGAGAAAGGCUACAUCCAUCCCUCAAUCGAUGAACAAGACAAAGAUGAGUUAUAAUUAAUUACAAAGGGCGCCCCGUGGAAAAUUGGCC
Molecule: messenger RNA, 1146 nt
Organism: Lactuca virosa
Lineage: Eukaryota; Viridiplantae; Streptophyta; Magnoliopsida; Asterales; Asteraceae
Source: the annotation of a GenBank genome assembly